Dichotomopilus funicola is the source of this 888-nucleotide messenger RNA. RefSeq lists its product as uncharacterized. The record is from RefSeq and is a predicted model, not a curated record. NCBI's taxonomy places the organism in Eukaryota, Fungi, Ascomycota, Sordariomycetes, Sordariales, Chaetomiaceae. Bases 1 to 888 code for a protein of 295 amino acids. The transcript has 2 exons.
AUGCCUCCAAAUAUUGCCGCGCUGUCUGAGUACCAGAUACGGAGUUUUUUCAACCAGAAUGAUUCCGUCACCCGGGAGCAAUGUGACGCAGAAGCCCAGCGAUUCACGGGCCAGCCCGUCACAGCAACACCUUCCCAGGGCGGAACUAGUUACACCGUUGAAGGGGGAGAUGUCGUCGUCCAGUUCCGUGUUCCAACCUCCACCUUGGACAUGGUUUUUGUCCGAGAUAUCGAACGAACCUACCAGGGCUUUGUGCCACGACACGAGUACCAAGGCCAGCUUGGUCAAGUCCAUAUUUACACCAUGAACAACGUUGGAGGGUCCUGCAUAUUCCUUGCGUCGGCAUAUCACAACACUCCCCCCGAGAUGGCCUGCCCAGAUGGCAACCAACUGCUUGGGACCUAUCUGCCACAACUCCAACAGCUGCGCCAAGGGCUUCCCGAGCGGUUUUUCCCCACCCUUGACCAGCUCAUCCACCAACUACCUGACCUCUUUGCUGAAGGCUGGCCGCUUGUGCCCAACCAUGUCGAUCUUCUCGAGAACAACAUUCACGUGGACGUGGCCACCGGUAAGAUUGUGGGAAUCUGCGACUGGAGAAACGCCGAGGUUUCUCCCUUCGGGAUGUCGCUAGGGGGUCUCGAGACCAUGCUUGGGGUGGCGACGACGAGUGGAAGCUUCUGGCGUUACCACCCGAAUCACGAGGUGCUCCGAGGUCACUUUUGGACCAGGUUCUACCACUACCUGGGAGGCGCAUCUGACAAUGUGAGGCGGCGUAUCGAGACUGCCCGACUGAUUGGUCUCUUCUUGGCCAAUGGUUUUGAGCAUGACAAGCCGGCAACGGAGGAGAGCGAGGAUUUGCAAUUCCUCAGCGCGGUCCUCCUCAAGUGA